GCGGCGGCGGCGGCGGCGGCGACGCUUCCUGCGGGCGCGGCCGCUGUGGGCGCGGAGCCGCGAGCGAGCGAACGAACGAACGAGCGAGGCGGAGCCGGCGGCCGAGGAGCCGAGCGCAGGUCCCGCGCAGCCCGCGCCGCGAACAAAGGCCGCCAUGAAGCCCGGGCCGCCGCGCCGCGGGACCGCACAGGGGCAACGCGUGGACACCGCCACCCAUGCGCCCGGGGCCCGCGGGCUGUUGCUGCCACCGCUGCUGCUGCUGCUGCUGGCCGGCCGCGCCGCGGGGGCUCAACGCUGGCGCAAUGAGAACUUCGAGAGGCCGGUGGAUCUUGAGGGCUCAGGGGACGACGACUCGUUUCCUGAUGAUGAACUGGACGACCUCUACUCGGGGUCUGGCUCUGGCUACUUCGAGCAGGAGUCCGGCCUUGAGACAGCCAUGCGGUUCAUCCCUGACAUGGCCCUGGCUGCACCCACCGCACCGGCCAUGCUACCCACGACCGUUAUCCAGCCCGUGGACACCCCGUUUGAGGAACUCCUUUCUGAGCACCCCAGCCCCGAACCAGUCACCAGUCCCCCUCUGGUGACAGAGGUGACAGAAGUCGUGGAAGAGCCUAGCCAGAGAGCUACCACCAUCUCUGCCACCACAUCUACCACUGAGGCCACCACCACAGGGGCCCCGACUAUGGCCACAGCACCUGCCAUGGCAGCCACCACUGCCCCUAGCACUCCCGCGGCACCCCCAGCCACGGCCACCACGACUGACGUAAGGACCACCGGCAUACAGGGGCUGCUGCCUCUUCCCCUGACCACGGCUGCCACAGCCAAGGCCACUACCCCAGCAGCACCCUUACUGCCCACUACUGUGGCUACCUUGGACACAGAGACCCCGACACCUAGGCUGGUCAGCACAGCUACCUCGCGGCCACGAGCCCUUCCUCAGCCAGUCACCACCCAGGAGCCUGAUGCUGCUGAGAGAACUACCCUGCCAUUGGGGACCACCGCUUCUGGACCCACAGAGGUGGCUCAGACCCCAACUCCAGAGUCCCUUCUGACCACCAUCCAGGAUGAGCCAGAGGUUCCAGUAAGUGGGGGGCCCAGCGGGGACUUUGAGCUGCAAGAAGAGACCACACAGCCGGACACGGCCAAUGAGGUGGUGGCUGUGGAAGGAGCCGCUGCCAAGCCGUCACCUCCAUUGGGGACACUGCCCAAGGGUGCCCGCCCAGGGCCUGGCCUCCACGACAAUGCCAUCGACUCGGGCAGCUCGGCCGCCCAGCUCCCUCAGAAGAGCAUACUAGAGCGGAAGGAGGUGCUCGUAGCCGUGAUCGUAGGUGGGGUGGUGGGUGCCCUCUUCGCUGCCUUCCUGGUCACGUUGCUCAUCUACCGCAUGAAGAAGAAGGACGAAGGCAGCUACACCUUGGAAGAGCCCAAGCAGGCCAGUGUCACAUACCAGAAGCCUGACAAGCAGGAGGAGUUCUACGCUUAGCAGAGCCACGGUGCCUCCUGCAGCCUUGACUCCGCCUUGCCCAGUCCCUGGCCCCAACAACAGCCCAGGCCUGAUCCUGGGCCUGGGCCUAGGCCUGGGAUGGAGCCUGGCCCUGCUUCCUUCUGCUCAGGCUGCUAGCAUAACACAGACUGUCCUAAGGAGCAGAGGUGCCACCAUCUACCCCAGACUGUGCCCUUAUGACCCUUUCUCUGGUCCCAUUCCCUCCAGCCUGGGGCUUCAGGAUCUUAUGUCCCAUGGACAAGAGAAAGGAAACCCUGGGUUGCUGGUUGAAAGAGGCAGGGCCAGGGUUAAGAUGACCCACAGUGCUUGCUGAUGUCCUCUUCUUGCUACAGAGACCACCAUGUUGGCUUCUAGAACCAAUAAUCCAUGGUACAUCUAGCCCUCCAAUUCAAAAUCAUCCAGAUGCUGUGGCCUCGAGCUGCUGUCCCAAGGCCUCUCUCAACAGGAGGGUGUCCUUUGUCACCAGCCUGAGCUCGCGAUGGGGUCACGGCCCCCUCUCCCCUGCCUAACGCACAUGUCCCCAGGCAGCACCUCUUUCUGCAUUGCCUCCCAGGGAAAGGGCUUCCUCAGGGCACCGGGCAGCCAGUGGUCAGGGAGGCCACUCUAGCGUCCCUCCUGAGAGGGGAUGCCACAUCGCCUCUGUCAUCCACUGCUAUAACCCUAUAAUGCAUUCACACAGGAGACAAAAACAUACCCAGUCCUGACCACCCGGCCAGCGAGACAUCACACACACGCACCACCUUCACGCAGUGCUCAGACAUCCUGACGCUUCUGCCAUGUAGGCCACUGUCAUCGUCACCAGUGGCGACCAUGCCACCUUCCUCCCAAUCUAUCUCUUUACACACAUUGGUCCUGCAUCUGGCUCCUCUAACCACCCGGGUCACUGAGGAAGGCAGGACCGAGUUGUAGGCAUCAGCCCAUAUUGGGUCCCCCAGAGUCACCCUAUUCCACUUGGUCCCCACCAUGACACCUAUACCAGCCACACUGAUGCUGAUCCCAGCUGAUGUCAGUCACAACCCCACACAGAUAAUGCAGGCUCUCCCUCCGCAAGGUGGCUCACAGAGAAGCUUGGGGCUAGCCUCCACCAGCCAAGUCUGAAGGAAGAAGGGAGCUAGGGUCUCCCAGGACCAAGGAGCUGUGUGGGUUGUCUCUGGUCUCCAUGUAUCUCCUUCUUUCUGCUCUGAGUCAGGAGCUGUCUCUGCCUCCCAGGACACGUGUCUCCAAAGUGCCUGUGAGGGCGGGCUCCGCCCAGGCCCUCUGUGUCCCCUGCCCUGCCCUGGCCUGGUGAGGCCAACCUCAGGCCUACCCACCCUGGGUCCUCUGUGGACACAACUGACCAGCCAACUUGGCAGUUCUGGCUACAACCAGAUGGACCCAUAGCCCAGCAGGCUCAUCCCAAUGCUGUAGGCCCUGAGCAUCAUUGAUGGGGACAAGGGUGUCACAGGUCUCAAGUCUACCAUCCUGUCUCUGUUAUCCUUAGAAGUGGGGCUAUUUCAGAGGUAUUUUAAAUGUGGGGUCGCCACUCUCUUUGUGAAAGGGGAGUGCCGAGGGAGCACUCAGCACCAAAGGGACACGGCAUAGGUAGUGAUUGGCCGGCACCCCUCCGCCACCUCUUACGCGUCCCAGGUUCAGUCAGGUGACCACAUGGUUUCUUUCUGUUUCAUUUUAAAGAUUCCCUGACAGCAGAGUUGGGCAGAAAGAAAAACCGCAUCUGGGCAAUGGGACAGGAUCUAAGCAAUUGGCACAGCUUGUCUUUCUGGGGUAGGGGUGGGAGUGUCCCUCUAUCAGGCUGUGUUUUGUCUUCCAGACCCCCAUGACUCCCUUGAUGGGACUUUAGGUCUUUGUAAGCCCGUCAGCCAGGUCUUUAAGGAGGGGCAGGAAUGAGAGGAGUCUUAGGCCCAUGAGACAUGGAGGAGGGAGCUUGGCAGAGAUCUUCCCUGCAGCAGGAGCUGGGUAGGGCGGAGAGGAAAGCCAGUCUCCCGGACUCUCCCACUACCCCCUGGUAAGCUGCAGUCUUGGGGACUAGAGCUUUGGAGGGAAAGGCUUGGCAGCUGCGGGAGGCAGCCUCCAGGUGCUCAGCCCAAGGGGACACCAGGAUCAGGGCAAGAGGCCCCAGCUUCUGUGUUGGGCUAGAGCUCACUUCUCACAUCUCAGGGUGGCUCCGGCCCUGGGGCUGUGGGUUUGGCCCUCCUGGUACCAGCACUCUUAAGGUGUCAGCAUUUGAGAGAAGACGCUGUGGGCCUUAAGUAUGGGGUCUAGGCUUUAUGCCCGUGAUGUUUGACCUGAAGGUUAAUGGUGUGAGCAGCCCAGAUACACUGAGCUAGCCUGGUGAGGCCAGGACGAUUUAAGAGAACUCAGUUCCAAGGGUGAACUGAACUCUUCCUAGUGCAAUGUGGGUGUGGGGUUCCCACCCUGCCCCCAGAAACAGUGCGGUACAUGCAGAGCCUGCCUAAAGGAGUCCAGAGUCACCUCAGUGCUCCUGGGAAGGUAUUCAGGACACCGGCAUGCCUGGAAGCAUAGUGCGGUCUGAAUCCGAGGAGUUGAUGUGUCCUGGACCUCUCUGGGCCCUGGUUUCCCUAAUGAGUAAGACGUGCUGGGGCCAGAGAGCUGAAGAGCUAAGCUUUGUCUCUCUUGGGGGCCAGACUAGGGACUUUAUGUGCAAGGUUGAUUCCCCCUUGAUUGCCAGAGGCAUGUGGGUGACAGCCAGGACUGGCUGAGCAGAUCUGAGUAGCAAGAGCUUAGGAUGCUGGGGCCAGAUCCCCAGGUCUUAGCUUAGCUACCCAUCAGGCCUCCAGGCUGGGGCUCGUGCCACAGAAAGCAGAGCCAACGCUGCUUUCAGGGCAGGGGUGGCUGCCUAGGGUGCUCUGGCUUUCUCCUGGGAUGUGCCUCCCCAGCCUUGGUGUCUGUAAAUAGAAGCCCACACUGUACAGAUCUACAGAGAGGCCCAAACUGGGCCCUGGAGUCACCAUCUGAGGGGCUGAUGGCCUGGCUUCCCCCAGGUGCCCUCUGGGUGCUUGGGUAUGCCUGGCCCUGGCGUGGUGAAUGCAUGUAAAUACUUUUCGUAGACAGUGUGGCUCCAGAGAGCCCCCUGAGACAGUGUGUCCCCCACCCCCUGGUUCAUCCUCUCUCCUGUACAGAGCCCUCCCAGCCUCUGGGCCACCAGGAACAGAGGUUUCCUUCCUUCCCCAGGUUUUUCCUACCCGUUCUCUCCCUAUAACCUGUUUAUUAACCAACCCUGUCCUGAGUUCAUGGCCAAAAUUUAAAUAAGAAAAGGAGGAGAGGGUCAGAUGGAUAAAGAUAAAGAUACCAAGGCCUGGUCCAUCCUACCAUGGGCGCUCGUCCACCCCUGGCUUGGGAAGGACAGGGCUUGCUUUGUUUUGUUUUCUGUUUGUUUUGUUUUUGUUUUUUUAACAUUUCCCUGUGCUGUGCCCAUUUAUAAGAGGAAAUAAAAUUAAGCUGAAAGA
Messenger RNA from Mastomys coucha (southern multimammate mouse), 4968 nucleotides. RefSeq names its product syndecan 3 (gene Sdc3). Bases 155 to 1483 code for a protein of 442 amino acids. The transcript has 5 exons. The record is from RefSeq and is a predicted model, not a curated record. Gene Ontology annotation, cellular component: cell surface; membrane. NCBI's taxonomy places the organism in Eukaryota, Metazoa, Chordata, Mammalia, Rodentia, Muridae. Gene Ontology annotation, biological process: cell migration.